GCAAACUGAAGGCCCUAUGGCAUUCUUACUUGGGCCUGCAUCAGAAAAACGCCAGUGUAUGCCAUAGGUGACUCUUCAGCGCAGUGUAUGCCACGACUCACUCGAUCACAGACCAAGACCAUGGACCGGAAGGAGGGAAUUCCCUCCUGGCCUAUUGAGGAACGCCUGGCUGCUUUCAUCCAGGAGGCCAACAACAGGGCUGCCGCCGCGGCCAAGGAACGUGGUUGGAUUGAGCAAGAAGAAGAGGCUAAGCGACAGAAGGAAGAACAGGACCGACUUCGUCAAGAGGAGGCAGACCUGCAGGCGACAGCCGAACACCGGUCACGCCAACGGGAACGACUGUUCACGCGGGAGACCGUGAUCGACGAUGAGGCCGCACAUUGGGUGCAAGUGGCAUCUACAGACGAGGCCCCGGAGACUGAGAAAGGGUUGUCAGCCUUUGCGCAGGUCUCCCACGACCUCGUGGCCACCUGCGUUCUGCAGCAGGAGGAAAUCCUCCACCUGCAGCAGACAGUGGACCAGAUGCUCGCAUGGCUGCAGGCGUUGGAAAAACAGCCAGCUGCUGUAGCAGCCGCAGGGCCUUCAAACCUUGCCACCCGUGUUCAAGUUUUGGAGGACGACGUCAGCAAUAUCAAGCGUGUGCAUCAGGACUUCAGGACGUCGCAGCAAGCAACGAACUUGCAGUUAGAGACGCAGGUCCAGGCUGCUGCCACCGUGACGCCCGCCGCCGCAUCCUCCAGGCGCCCACCCAAGCUAGAUGACAUUCCAGUUUUCUGCGAUCAGUCCAAGACGGAACMGAUCCCGUGGUGGCGCCAGUUUACUCUCAGGCUCGACAUGCACCAUGUCCAUAACAAUGAUCGACAUUCGUGCUUGUACCACCGAUCUGGUGGUGCGUGUCAAGCAUGGCUGGACAACAUCUUGACCAGCCACGGCGUAGCAGUGUCGGAACUGCACACCAAGCUCACUUGGCAGGAGUUGACUGACGCCUGGCACAAGCGAUUCCAAGUGGAGCCGCCCGACCUGCAAGCGAUGGACAAGCUCAACAAGCUCCAUCAGAACAUGCUGCUCAGUCAGGAUUGGAUUACCGAGUUCCAAAGACUCGCCUCCACACCUGACCUGCCGCUCGCAUUMCGCGCCAUCAAGCACUUGUUUAUCAUGCGCUCGUGUCCAGCUCUGCAAAACGCGCUGACGCAGAUUGCAGAGACACUCGACACAUCUGACAAGCUUUUCAGCACAGCGUCACAGAUCAUUCUCACGAAUAUCGAAGCCCGCAACGCCAGCCGAUCUUCCGCGACGACGAGCGACACCCAGCCCAAGCCAAAGGUGGCUUGCAUUACUUCUACCGAGGCUGCAACACCAAACGAGGGUGAAGUGUUGGCAGCUGCCCGGGAUGGUGGUCGGCCGCGCAACAACCACGGCCGCGACAAGACGAAGACUCAGUCYACCUCUACACKGAGCACCGGAUCAGCCGCCGACAAACCUUGGGCACAAUACGGACUCUCGGCGAAUUCCUAUCKCWCGCGACUCAAGUACCGUUAUUGCCUUUGGUGCAACAGCACCAUCCGCGAUGCUGCACAUUGCCCCACCAAGGGGAAACCCCGUCCGGGAAAGUAGGCGCCGCCGAGGGUGACUCGACACCUCCCUCGACGCCAUCGGAAGCGGUUGUGGCCACGACCGCCCUUUCUUCCGAGGCAUAUGCGGAUGUCGGGAGUCUUCCACUUUCGUUCGAAGACUUCGCUGCCCGGCGAGUUCCUUCACUGGAUGCUUCUCAAGGACAAGAUACAUGUGCGGCUUUCUCACCAUCCGAAGGUUCUUCCGCCAGUUCGUCUUCAUCAAGGGAUUCGGCAAGCGUGUUCAACGAGGAGGCUUUGGACCCGCUCACGCCCGAGGAUUUCGCUUGGGUUCCUCUCCCUACGACGGGCAAUCUUCCGGGGCCGCAAAGCGCAGCACUAUGCGCCCUCUUACACGA
Messenger RNA from Chara braunii, 1969 nucleotides. The record is from the annotation of a GenBank genome assembly. Lineage: Eukaryota; Viridiplantae; Streptophyta; Charophyceae; Charales; Characeae.